CUUGGAGCCUCUAAGGAGAUGGAACUGCACUCAACCAGGAUGAGAGGCUGCCCGGCCAAUGCAGCUGCCACCCCGUCUGCUGCGGAGGCUUUCCUUUUUGACUCCCUGGCGACACUAAAGUUGAAGAGCUUCCGGCCGGAGGCCAUUAUAUGGGAGACCCGGAAGGCGGAAAUUCUAGGGCGGAAGUGGCCGAGAGGAGAGGAGAAUGGCGGCGGAAGGCUGGAUUUGCCGUUGGGGCUGGGGCCGGCGGUGUCUGGGAAGGCCUGGGCUUCCCGGCCCCGGCCCUGGCCCCACUACACCUCUCUUUCUUCUUUUGUUGUUGGGGUCUGUGACUGCGGAUAUAACUGACGGCAACAGUGAACAUCUCAAGCGGGAGCAUUCGCUCAUUAAGCCCUACCAAGGGGUCGGUUCCAGCUCUAUGCCCCUCUGGGACUUCCAGGGCAGCACUAUGCUUACGAGCCAGUACGUACGUCUGACCCCUGACGAGCGCAGCAAAGAGGGCUCUAUCUGGAACCACCAGCCCUGCUUCCUCAAGGACUGGGAAAUGCACGUCCACUUCAAAGUCCACGGCACGGGGAAGAAGAACCUCCAUGGAGACGGCAUCGCCCUGUGGUACACCCGGGACCGCCUCGUGCCAGGGCCUGUGUUUGGAAGCAAAGAUAACUUCCACGGCUUAGCCAUCUUCUUGGACACCUACCCCAAUGAUGAGACCACUGAGCGCGUGUUCCCGUACAUCUCGGUGAUGGUGAACAAUGGCUCCCUGUCCUACGACCACAGCAAGGAUGGGCGCUGGACCGAGCUGGCGGGCUGCACGGCUGACUUCCGCAACCGCGAUCACGACACCUUCCUGGCUGUGCGCUACUCCCGGGGCCGUCUGACGGUGAUGACCGACCUGGAGGACAAGAACGAGUGGAAGAACUGCAUUGAUAUCACGGGAGUGCGCCUGCCCACCGGCUACUACUUCGGGGCCUCCGCCGGCACUGGCGACCUGUCUGACAAUCAUGACAUCAUCUCCAUGAAGCUGUUCCAGCUGAUGGUGGAGCACACGCCUGACGAGGAGAGCAUCGACUGGACCAAGAUCGAGCCCAGCGUCAACUUCCUCAAGUCGCCUAAAGAGUGAACGUUGUGGUUGGAGGAAUGAGGCAUCUGUGUGUGGAGAAGUCCACCCUAAGAGCCACAGAUGCGUGCCUGGGGGUCCAGCCAGUGAUGGAAGUGCGCAGCGCGGGCUCUGUCCUAGCCCAGCCCUGGGUCCCCAUGCCCCGUGGCCAGUUUGGCUGCGGGUUUCUGCUUUUCAGGAGAGGCCAGGAUCCAGUGUUUCAUGUGACAAUUCACUUUUUAAAAAUUCAGAUUAUUUUGAAAUGUUUUGGGGGCCACACAAACCUUGCUGCAACCUUUGGUCAGAGGACUGCCAGCCACUGGGUGUUUUCAGAGGUGACACCUGCCUUGCCCACCCAGCAUCCCGUGCAGCUGGCGAGGCAGGAUGAACUCGUUAUUAGAUUCAAUCCAUUUGUUCCUUCAGAUGUGACCGAAGCUGCCCUCUGUGCCUAGCUAUGGGCUGGGUGCCACAGACACGGAGAUCAGGCAGGCCCUGUCCCUGGGGCUCAUUCUAGGGGCUGAGGCAGACAGGGAGACAGAGGGAGCCGUGGGUGCCUGGAGGCUGAGUGGCUUUCUGGGGAAGCGCCAUCCCUAGGGACCUCCCCGUUCAGUCAGUGGCCGCUGCUGUCGGUGCGCAGAGCAGAGGCUGGGGCGAGAGUGCUCAGCAGGCCUGCCGGUGGUAGCUUGUGCAGGAAGGGAGGAUGGAGGUUGCCUUGUGGCUGGCAAGAGGGCGGCAUGCGCAUCGCUGAAAGGCAGGGCCUGGGCCCGAGGCCUGGGUGUGGGGACCCCUGAGGAGACUGCACAUGUGGAGUCGGGGCCGCGGUCGGAGGGAGGCAGAGUGGCAGAAACGGCCCAGCCAGACCCCAGCUCCUCCACCCACAGCCUGGAGAGCUUGGGAAAGUCAGUGUCUUCUCUCAGCCUGUAUAAUGGAAUGCACCAGAGGGUCCCAUCCCAGGAUGGGCAGGACCUGUGAGAACCUUGUGUGGAGGAGAGAGGCUGUGGGCCGGGGUGGAGUGUGGGACUCAGGUCCUGGGAGACCCUCCUGGGGGGCUGCCGAGAGCAUCUGGCUGUGGGCUAGGAGAGCCUGUGACCAGGGCCGCGCUGCUCCAGAUAGGGCCCUCAGACCCCAGCGUGGGGGUGGGGCUUGGAUAUGCGGCCUCCUGGGCCUCCCCUUAUCCAGAGUUGGACUCGGGAGGCCAGGAGUCUGGUUUUAACCAGCCUCCUGCAGCAGAAGGCAGCCCAGGCUUGUCGCUGGGGUCCCAGGGCCCAGUGGGCUUGAUCCUCUCUCUGCCCUGCCCUGCCCUGGGGACUGCAGAGCUGGCUGGGAUGGGCUUCACCUGACCUCUGCCCCUCCCUGGUGAGGGGGGUGAGUGCGACCGGCCUGCCCACCGUGGCCGGCUGUCCUAUUCCAUCCCCACUGCCCUCCUGCAGCCCCCUGAUCCCUGGCCUGCGCUGCCGUUUCAGCUCCCCCGUUUCUUCUCCCCCAGACAACGUGGACGACCCCACGGGGAACUUCCGCAGCGGGCCCCUGACGGGGUGGCGGGUCUUCCUGCUGCUGCUGUGCGCUCUCCUGGGCAUCGUUGUCUGCGCCGUGGUGGGGGCCGUGGUGUUCCAGAAGCGGCAGGAGCGGAACAAGCGCUUCUACUGAGCGGUGCCGCCGGCGGGGCCUGCCCCUCGGCCCAGGAGCCAAUGUGAACUUUUUUUUUACUGGGAUUAUAAAAGAACAACAAGAUGACCUUAUUUCUUAACUGUUUCAAAUAAAUGAUUAAAGUAUUUUCAUACAUUUUGCUUCUUGCCCAGCAGGGACAGGUGGCAGGGCUGAGGCUUAGGGUCUGGCACCCCCACAGCUGGAGACGGAGGCUCUCCUGGGGCUGGUGUCUCAGGAGCAGGGGUCUGUGCCUAGAGCUGGGCUGUGGCCCCAGCAGGCAGCUGUUGAACACUGGAGGGUCCCCCGGACCACACUGGGGUGGGCUCCUGAGGACGUGGGGAAGUGAUUUUGUUUUGUGGUGUGUGGCACGUGUGGCGACGGAUAAGGCCUGAACUGGGAAUCCCAGGCCUUCCUGUUCACCCUGAGCUGCUUCCUGAGACACAUGCUCAAGUGAGGCUGCAGGGGCGGUGUGGGGGGGCCGAGUGUGACCGUUUGCUAAAUAAAGUGAAAUACCCAACCUCA
This is a messenger RNA of Pongo pygmaeus (Bornean orangutan), 3265 nucleotides long. It is a transcript of the gene LMAN2, whose product is annotated as lectin, mannose binding 2. The transcript has 8 exons. Gene Ontology annotation, cellular component: Golgi membrane; COPII-coated ER to Golgi transport vesicle; endoplasmic reticulum membrane. Gene Ontology annotation, molecular function: D-mannose binding. Bases 206 to 1120 code for a protein of 304 amino acids. Gene Ontology annotation, biological process: endoplasmic reticulum to Golgi vesicle-mediated transport. Lineage: Eukaryota; Metazoa; Chordata; Mammalia; Primates; Hominidae. The record is from RefSeq and is a predicted model, not a curated record.